CGUACUCGGCGCCAUGCUCGGCGCAGCAGAACAGCGGCUGUUCUAGAAUAGGAUUGCAGUGGCGUCAGCGCCGAAAUAUUGCUUCGGUAGACGGCCAGAUCAACUGUUACGCGAUUGUAAUUUUAAACCGCAUCGGCCUGGCCAUACAAAGUUGGAAAUGGACGACCUUCCAACAGAUCAUGAUGUAAUCGUCGUUGGAACAGGUAUGCCAGAAUCCAUUGUAGCCGCCGCAGUAUCGAGAAUUGGACAGAGGGUUCUACAUUUGGAUAAAGAAGCUCAUUAUGGCAGCCUUUGGGCUAGCUACAACUUGAGCAGCUUGCGGGAAUGGAUGUUCGCACAGAAUGAAUCACUGUCACCAGAGUCGCUGGCCCAGACUCCACUGGGGCCUGGUGAAAGAUUAAUGUUGACUGCUCAGAACCACCCUUCAGUUUUCAAUGCAAAAGAGAUUGUGAAUGUGCCUGAAAAGCUUGCGGACUGCCCUCCACCUGGACCAGCGUUGGUGCAGUUGCAGACCAGCUCUGGAGAAAACUCUGCUGAAGAACCAGUGCACUCAGCAUCGGCUGAGAGCGCCACAGAUGAUCUGGCUGCCAGCUGUCCAUGCCCUUACUCUGCAGAUAGCACAGAGCAUUCCAGUGUAGCUGCUGAUGUAGUGAAUUCACAUGGUAGUGACGAGCCUGUGGAGAGUGAGGAUGUCAGUGCUGCCUACCACAGUGCAGGAAGCUCUGUUGAUGCUACUUAUGGCAGUGUGACACAGCACACGGAAAGCAUAUUGGAUGGCCUGAAUGAAGAUGCUGGAGCAAGUGGAAACAUCUCUGGGAGUGUGAGGGAGCCCGACAAGGUCAAGGAGUUAUGGUCCAUGGAGAAGCUGCUGAACGUCUCACGGAAAUUUAACCUAGACCUGGCUCCCAAGCUUCUGUUCAGCCGUGGCCCACUUGUGGAGCUGCUCAUCUCGUCAAACAUCGCCCGCUAUGCUGAGUUCAAGGCACUGACACGCAUUCUGACCAUGCACAAUGGAAACCUGCAGCAGGUACCCUGCUCACGUGCUGACGUGUUCAGCUGCAAAAAUGUGACGGUGGUGGAGAAGCGCAUGCUUAUGAAGUUUCUCACCUUCUGCAAGGAAUUUGAGCAGCAUCCCGACGAGUACAGAGGUUUUGAAGGUAGGCCCUUCCUGGAGUUUCUCGAGUCAAGGCAGCUGAGCAAGAAUGUUGAGCACUAUGUGCUGCAUGCCAUUGCCAUGGUGGAUGGAACAACACCAACACUGCAGGCAUUAAAAUCUGUUCAGAAGUUUCUUGAUUCACUGGGAAGAUAUGGCAACAGCCCAUUCCUGGCUUCACUGUACGGAAGUGGAGAACUGCCCCAAUGUUUCUGCAGGCUGUGUGCGGUCUAUGGAGGCAUCUAUCACCUGCAGAGGGGGCCCAGUGCUCUCCUGGUCAGUGAAAACGGUACUUGCAUAGGAAUUGUGUCCAAUGGCAGGCGGUUCAAUUGCAGAUGGGUUGUCAUGGGAGCAAGCUAUGCCCCACCUGAAAUUUCAUCGAGGGAUACACGAAGAGUUUCGCGAGCCAUCGUUAUCUCUGAUGAGUCACUGCUCCCAGCAGAAAGAGAGCAGAUCACACUACUCAGACUUCAACGAAGUGACCAGCUACCACAUUCAGUUAUGGUACAAGAGCAGGGGCCUGGCAUGAUGGUCUGUCCACCUGGACUUUAUAUCGUUCACUUGACCUGCCCCAGUGUUCAGCAAACUGCCGAACAAGACUUGGAGCCCGCUGUGAAAAUGCUUUUUGACACCACACAGUCACCUGAAGGUGAGGACAAGUCUAAGCCAAAGGCAUUGUACAUACUGUACUUCAAUGUUGAAGACACAACGCAAGCACCCCUGAAUGAAAACUGUCCACCUGGGCUGAUACUUGUCUCAUCUCCAGGCCCUCACUUGGACUAUGAGCACCCAGUCAAUGAGGCCAGGGAAGUCUUUCACUGUAUGUAUCCGAAUGAGGAGUUCCUUCCACGGGCACCCGAUCCGGAGGAGAUCCUCCUUGAGCAUGAAAAUAAUCCCGGAGACCAUGGGCCACCUACUGAGGAAAGGGAUGGUGAACCGACUGCAACCAAGACUGAACUGGGCAAAGAGCAAAUGGAGAAGAAGGGAGACGAGCCAGAAAGUGGUAAAGGCGAUGACGUCAAUGCCUCCAAACGUGUUCUGGCCACAUCCAAUCCUGGUGGCGCCACUUCAUCUGGGGAUUCAUGAAGUUUGACAUACUUCAUCUGUGCUUACAGAGUUCCUCCUGUACAUGUAAAUGUGUUCUUUGAAUUAAAAUGGUGCUUAGUCUUUCUAAGCUGUUGGC
Molecule: messenger RNA, 2336 nt
Organism: Dermacentor silvarum
Lineage: Eukaryota; Metazoa; Arthropoda; Arachnida; Ixodida; Ixodidae
Gene: Rep
Product: rab proteins geranylgeranyltransferase component A
Exons: 15
Coding region: 158-2239 (693 amino acids)
Biological process (GO): intracellular protein transport; vesicle-mediated transport; small GTPase-mediated signal transduction
Cellular component (GO): nucleus; cytosol; cytoplasm
Molecular function (GO): GDP-dissociation inhibitor activity
Source: RefSeq, a predicted model, not a curated record